Hibiscus syriacus is the source of this 556-nucleotide messenger RNA. RefSeq names its product bZIP transcription factor 44-like. Lineage: Eukaryota; Viridiplantae; Streptophyta; Magnoliopsida; Malvales; Malvaceae. Gene Ontology annotation, cellular component: nucleus. The record is from RefSeq and is a predicted model, not a curated record. The coding region runs from base 19 to 465 and encodes 148 amino acids. The transcript has a single exon. Gene Ontology annotation, molecular function: DNA-binding transcription factor activity; transcription cis-regulatory region binding. Gene Ontology annotation, biological process: positive regulation of DNA-templated transcription.
UGUGUAAAUAUAUAUAACAUGGCCUCGUCUAGUGGAAACUCCAAUUCUUCAGGUUCGACCCUGCUUCAGAAUUCAGGGUCUGAAGAAGAUUUGCAUCAGUUGAUGGAUCAAAGAAAAAGAAAGAUAAUGGAAUCCAACAGAGAAUCAGCGAGGAGAUCCAGGAUGAGAAAACAAAAGCGUUUAGAUAAUUACCAGAUCCUCACAAACUUCAACUUCAUCACCCAUCAGUACUUGAACAUGGAGGCUGAGAACUCGGUUUUGAGAGCUAAGAUCAUAGAACUGAGUCAAAGACUGGAUUCCCUGAAUGGGAUCCUUAAUCAUCUCAAUAAUCCCAGAAUAAGCAAUGGGGUUUAUGAAAGUGAAGCUUUUGAAACAAGUGGUAAAAAUUUCACCAAUUUCAUUGACCCAUUCAAUUUGGCUUAUCUUAAUCAACCAAUUGUGGUCACUGCAGAUGUUUUCCAGUAAUGAUCCACCAUUACUAAAUGGGUUUAAAAAUCAAUUGAAUUGUGAACUAGAAAGCAAGAGCUGCCUGCUAAAUAUAUAAUCAUGGCUCUCU